AAGGCGUGAGCUGCUUUCCCAAAGUCAUACAAAUGUUAAGUGCAGAAGUAGGAUCUGAAUUCCAGCAGUCUUACUCCAGCGACCAUACUGUGGAAGCCGGCGAUGCCUCCUUAAGCCCUGUCUGGGCUUGGACAGGAUGUCCUCCCUGAUGAACCAGAGCAUGCCAGCCCCGUGGCUGGUGUGGCAUUCUUAAAGACUGUCUGGCAAGUUUUGCUUGCUCUGGUUUCUCACUAAAACAACCUUUGGAUUUGGCUUCCCAUGCGACUCACAUGCAGGAAAAGAGGGCCAUGACCUGCCAACAUGACAGCUGCAUUUUUCACUAGUAACUUAAUGAACUGGCUGCCUGGGUUCACAUACGUACCUGCUUCUGACAGCUUGGUUAAGGUGAUCCCACCCCAGAGCUGAAGCCCACCAUGUGCCAACUUAAUUGAGAUUCUGGGCAUGCAAGCGUAGCCCCCAGCCGAGGCCUCUGUGCCAAGGAAAUUCCUCUUGGCCUCCUUUUGGCUGGUUUGGCCGGCCUUCCCCAGUGACAGUCUGGCUGUUUGGAUUCAAGCUGCCUGGUCAAACUGUGAGGGUCUGCAGAAAGAAGGAAGCAACAGUGCCAGGUUCCAGUGCGUGUUCCAAGUUCCACAUUCCGCCUACAGACACCCGGCGCCAGAGCAAAGGCUGGCCCUUGGCAGGGGACUGGUAAGGAUUUGUCUGCUCAGAACGUGGAACUCUGGAGACACUCCUGAAACUCUGCCCUAAGUCAAAGGAACCAGAGAGUCCACCAUUUCUCCCUCUACCUCCCUUUCCAGGAGCAGCCAUGGCCCUGAGUGAUGUCAAUGUGCAGAAGCAGAUUAAGCACAUGAUGGCUUUCAUUGAGCAGGAAGCCAAUGAGAAGGCAGAAGAAAUAGAUGCCAAGGCUGAGGAAGAGUUCAACAUUGAGAAAGGACGCCUUGUGCUAACCCAACGACUGAAGAUUAUGGAGUAUUAUGAGAAGAAAGAGAAGCAGAUAGAGCAGCAGAAGAAAAUCCAGAUGUCUACCAUGAGGAAUCAGGCAAGGCUGAAAGUCCUGAGAGCCCGAAACGACCUCAUCUCAGAGUUGCUGAAUGAUGCAAAGCUGAGACUCAGCAGGAUUGUGGCAGACCCAGAAUUUUACCAGGGGCUGCUGGAUAAACUAGUGCUCCAGGGUCUGCUUCGACUGCUGGAGCCUGUGGUGAUUGUACGCUGCAGGCCACAGGACCUCCUCCUGGUGGAGGCUGCAGUGCAAAAAGCCAUCCCUCAAUACAUGACAGUCACCCACAAACGUGUGGAAGUCCAAGUUGACAGAGAGGUGCAACUGGCUACAGAUGCGGCUGGAGGUGUGGAGGUCUACAGUGGUGAUCAGAGAAUAAUGGUUUCCAAUACUCUGGAAAGUCGACUGGAUCUCUUAUCCCGGCAAAAGAUGCCAGAAAUACGAAAGGCCUUGUUUGGAGCCAGUGCCAACAGGAAGUUCUUUAUAUAAGCCUCUAGGAAGUGAAGCUCAUGUUGAACUUCUAAGCUAUAAAAGCAUGAGUUAUUAAGGCAAAGGAAACCAGUAAUAUCUCCUCCUCUUUUUUGCUCUGGUAUUAGUCUAUCUUCAUGAAAUACCCUUUGACUAGCUAAAGGCAUUAUACUUUGGAAUAAAGGCUGACUUAGUGCUUAGCAACCUAUUUCCAAUUUAUCUAUACAUACUACAGCUUCUUGUCAGUUCUGCAGUCUGGGCUGAAGGGAGUAGAGAUAUCUGCUCUUUAGCUCUUCCUCCAACUGACAUGUGAGUGGUAUUCUUGACCUAUGGGUCUGGAUGUUCUAAAGCUCUUUAAUAUGUAUGUGAAGUUUGUUUUUCUUCUUUUGUCUCAGCUUCUUGUUCUUAUGUUAUUUAAUAAGAUCUAGAACUCUUUUUCAUGUGUAGAGGGUCAACUUCAUGGGUGUAUAGUGAGUGCAGUCACACAGAGCUCCAUGUCAGAAGAGCCUGGCACUUGGGGUCUAAUGCUCUAUAGCCACUGUCUGGAAAUUCUUAAUUUUAUUUUUGCAUGUGUGCUUUUUAAAUGAAGUCCAAUGGGACUUUGGAGCAUGUGUCAGGGACUUGGACCUUGGCUCACACGUAGUACUAAUUCCCGAAGCCUACCCAUCUCCCUGGAAUGGGUCCUUGACCACCCACUUCCCAGCGCCCUGGUGCUCCAAGACCCUGCCUUCCCUUCCCUCAACUAGUGCACAUUGCUGCCCUCUGCCCAGUGUGCAUGCAGAGAGGGUCUGUAUGCUCCGUAGAAUCUUAGGGCUGGGCAUAAUGGUGGCCAUCUCUGCUCAGGUUGGCAGCUCCAUGGCACAUUCAGCAGGUGACUUGGUGAGCGUGGGUCUCUCACCCACCAGAUACUGGGCACAUCUCAAGUGUGGAGGUUUAAAGACCCUGGGGUUCACCUGUCUCCUGUGGAUUGGAUCAGCCAGCCUCUUGGAAUGGGAAAUGCCUUGCGUGGCUUCCCUGACCCCAGCCUCCGUACAACACAUAGAUCUGGGGGCUGGUGGGAAGGAGGGCCCAGCAGUUGUCAAGGUUGCUGGGCCUGAGUCUCGGGGAGGGAUCUUCAGGAGCUUAUAAGGGUCUGCACUUGCCCUGUAAAGUAUCCUGUGCCUGAUGGAGUUCUCCAUUAGACAACUCAGUGUCUGGGGGGGACUUGGGCUCAUCUCUUGUGGCCAGCUGGAUGCAUCUUCUGGGAGAAGCCAAGAAAUACAGUCAUUGUGGUGAUUCUCUAUAUGGGCAUUGCACAAUAUAAAGAUAAAUGAUAA
This is a messenger RNA of Physeter macrocephalus (sperm whale), 2781 nucleotides long. It is a transcript of the gene ATP6V1E2, whose product is annotated as ATPase H+ transporting V1 subunit E2. NCBI's taxonomy places the organism in Eukaryota, Metazoa, Chordata, Mammalia, Artiodactyla, Physeteridae. The record is from RefSeq and is a predicted model, not a curated record. Gene Ontology annotation, molecular function: proton-transporting ATPase activity, rotational mechanism. Gene Ontology annotation, cellular component: proton-transporting two-sector ATPase complex, catalytic domain. The transcript is spliced from 2 exons. Gene Ontology annotation, biological process: proton transmembrane transport. The coding region runs from base 806 to 1486 and encodes 226 amino acids.